Molecule: messenger RNA, 2073 nt
Organism: Torulaspora delbrueckii
Lineage: Eukaryota; Fungi; Ascomycota; Saccharomycetes; Saccharomycetales; Saccharomycetaceae
Gene: SSE2
Product: adenyl-nucleotide exchange factor SSE2
Exons: 1
Coding region: 1-2073 (690 amino acids)
Biological process (GO): protein folding
Cellular component (GO): cytosol; nucleus
Molecular function (GO): ATP binding; ATP-dependent protein folding chaperone
Source: RefSeq, a predicted model, not a curated record
AUGAGUACUCCAUUUGGUUUAGAUUUAGGUAACAACAACUCUGUGUUGGCUGUUGCCAGAAACAGAGGUAUUGAUAUUGUGGUCAAUGAAGUUUCUAACCGUUCUACACCAUCUUUGGUUGGUUUCGGUCAAAAGAACAGAUUUUUGGGUGAAGCUGGUAAGACUAAGCAAGCUUCUAAUGUGAAAAACACUGUGGACAAUUUGAAGAGAAUUGUUGGUCUAGGUUACUCUGAUGCAGAAUUCAACGAGGAGUCCAAGUACUUCACCAUCAAGUUGGUUAAGUUGGAUGACGGUAAAGUUGGUGCUCAAGUGAAAUUGGGUGGUGAGACUAAGGUUUUCUCCGGUACCCAAUUGGCUGGUAUGUUCAUCGACAAGGUUAAGAACACUGUUAUCGAUGAGACCAAAGCCGUUGUUACCGAUGUGUGUUUGGCUGUUCCAUGCUGGUACACUGAAGAGCAACGUUACAACAUUGCUGAUGCUGCUAGAAUCGCUGGUUUGAACCCUGUCAGAGUUGUCAACGACGUCACUGCUGCUGCUGUUUCUUACGGUGUCUUCAAGACUGACUUACCAGAAAGUGAAGAGAAGCCAAGACAUGUUGCUUUCGUCGACAUUGGUCACUCCACUUACACUUGUUCUAUCAUUGCUUUCAAGAAGGGUGAAGCAAAGGUCUUGGCUACCGCUUACGACAAGCACUUUGGUGGUAGAAACUUUGAUCGUGCUAUCACUGAACACUUUGCCGAUGAGUUCAAGACCAAGUACAAGAUCGACAUUAGAGAGAAUGCCAAGGCUUACAACAGGGUCUUGACUGCUGCUGAGAGAUUAAAGAAAGUCUUGUCUGCAAACUCUGCCGCUCCAUUCUCUGUUGAGUCUGUUAUGAAUGAUAUUGACUGCUCUUCCCAAUUGACUCGUGACGAAUUGGAAGAAUUGGUUGCUCCUUUGUUGAAACGUGUCACUGAGCCAAUCACCAAAGCUUUGGCUCAGGCCAAGUUGACCACCGAAGAUGUCGAUUUCGUUGAAAUUAUCGGUGGUACUACCCGUAUCCCAAGUUUGAAGAACUCUAUCUCUGAGGCAUUCGGCAAGCCUUUGUCUACCACUAUGAACCAAGACGAGACCAUCGCUAAGGGUGCUGCUUUCAUCUGUGCUAUCCACUCUCCAACUUUGAGAGUUAGACCUUUCAAAUUCGAAGACGUUCAUCUAUACUCUGUCUCUUACUACUGGGACCAACAAGUCGAAGAUGAAAACCAUUUGGAAGUCUUCCCAGCUGGUUCUUCUUUCCCAUCUACCAAAUUGAUCACUCUGCACCGUACUGGUGACUUCACCAUGGAGGCUAAGUACACCAACAAGGAAGAGCUGCCAGAAAGCACUCCUGUUGAAAUUGCCAAGUGGGAAAUCACUGGUGUUCAAGUUCCAGAGGGUGAAACUUCUGUGCCUGUCAAGUUAAAGUUGAGAUGUGACCCAUCUGGUUUGCACAUCAUCGAAGAGGCUUACACUUUGGAAGACAUCGUCGUCAAGGAGGAAGUUCCCCUACCAGAAGAUGCUCCACAAGACGCUGAACCAGAAUACAAGGAAGUCACCAAGACCGUCAAGAAGGAUACUUUGACUAUCACUGCUCACACUUACGCAUUGUCUGCUAAGCAAUUGAACAAUUACAUAGAGCAAGAAAACGAAAUGCGUGCUCAAGAUAAAUUGGUCGCUGAGACCGAAGAUCGUAAGAACGCUUUGGAAGAAUACAUCUACACUCUACGUGGUAAGCUUGAUGAAGAAUACUCUGACUUUGCUUCUGACGCUGAAAAGAAGAAGUUGACCGGCAUGUUGGCUAAGGCUGAAGACUGGCUAUACGAUGAAGGCUACGACUCCACCAAAGGUAAAUAUAUUGCCAAGUACGAAGAACUUGCUUCCUUGGGUAACAUGAUCAGAGGUAGAUAUUUGGCCAAGGAGGAAGAGAAGAAGCAAGCUGUAAGAGCUAAGAGCGAAGCUUCCAAGAUGGCUGAACUAUCAGAGAAGCUUGCCGCUCAAAGAAAGGCCCAGGCUGAAUCUAAAAAGGAUGCUGAAGGUGAUGUCGAAUUGGAUUAA